CGCCGCAGCAGGGUCCCUGGGAGGCGGGAGAGCUGCAGGGGCAGUUGCACAAGCUCCGUUCCGCCGGGGCCGCGGCCACGUCCCUCCUCCGGACAACUGUCCUCUGCGCGGGACGCUGGCACUCCAAGUUCCCGUUAUCAAACAGCCUUGCAACGGCACCGGCCAGCUCCUUCACGAAACGGCACGCUGACGUCUAAGGCUUUCCCGUGAGCGGCCGGGGCUUGCCGGUGCCAGCGAAUGGCUCCUGCCGGCCGCGCCCCGCCGCCAGCCGUUGCCGGCCGCGGGCGGAGCGGAGGCGGGCGGGUUUGAAAGGGAGGCGCCGGCUGCCAUGUAAGCGCUGGCCGGGAGGCGCCGCGGCCACCCGUGGCUGAGCUGGGAGCGGCCAGCGCUCCGGCCCGGCGCUGCCGCCCUCGCUCCGGGCAUGGGAGCAGAACGCGGCGGCCGGCGAGGAGCGGACCUGCCGCGCGGCGCUGACCGAGCGUGGGGGCGGCCCCCAGGGAGCCCCCGGCCCAUGGCCUUCAUCAUGAUGAAAAAGAAGAAGUUCAAGUUCCGCGUGGAGCUGGAGCUGGACGAGCUCUCCUCCGUGCCCUUCGUUAACGGCAUCCUCUUCUGCAAGGUGCGGCUGCUGGACGGGGGCAGCUUCAGCGGAGAGUCUUCCCGGGAGGUUGUACAGGCAAACUGUGUCCGCUGGAAGAAAAAGUUUUUAUUUAUGUGUAAAAUCAGUGCCAGUGCCACAACAGGGAUUCUGGAUACCUGCAUUUGCAGAGUUUCUGUACGGAAGGAGUUAAAAGGAGGAAAGGCAUAUGCAAAGCUAGGAUUUGCAGAUCUAAACCUAGCAGAGUUUGCUGGGUCAGGAAAUACCACUCGUCGCUGUUUACUGGAAGGUUAUGAUACCAAAAAUACAAGACAGGAUAACUCCAUUCUCAAAGUUUUGAUCAACAUGCAGCUAAUGUCCGGAGACCCAUGCUUUAAAAUGCCUCCUUCCACAGCAAUGUCUCUACCAAUUGCUGGAGAAUCAGAAUCUUUGCAUGAAGAUAGGAAAGGUGGAGAAAACCUAAAAGCUGUACAUCUGGGAAUAGCAGAUGUCUCAACAAAGAGUGCCUCAGUCCCAGAUGAACUUGGUGCAUGUGGACAUUCCAGGACAUCGAGCUAUGCGAGCCAGCAGUCAAAACUGUCAGGGUAUAGCACAUGUCACUCUAGAUCAUCCAGUCUGUCUGAACUCUGCCAUAGGAGAAACACCUCAGUGAGUAGUACCUCAACAGGAAUUGGAAGUAUUCUGGAACCAUGUGAAGAGACUGAGCCAAAAGUUACUGAAGCUAAUAUUGAUACAUCUGUUAAAGACGCACCAUCAGAAAAACUUUGCAGACAUCCUGUAAAGCAAAACUCUGUCGAGUCAGAGCUGAAGAGGGUUGAUGCUACCAGAGUUGAUGCAGAUGAUGUAGUUGAAAAAAUACUCCAGAGUCAAGACUUCAGCUUAGACUCAAGUGCAGAAGAGGAAGGUUUAAGAUUAUUUGUGGGCCCUGGUGGAAGCACUUCUUUUGGAAGCCAUCAUCUACCUAACAGAGUAGGAUCUGGAGCAUAUGAGCAGGUGGUGAUAAAACGCUAGACUAAAAGGACAGACAAGAGGAAAACUUACUCUGAGCUCUGACAUCGAUACCUCUGGCUUUGUUUGCUCUGUUGCAAGAAUUGUGAAAGUCCAAAUAAACUCCACAUGAUCUUUUUUUGAAAAGUAAUGGAAUGCCUCUUGCUCGUAGAGCUUCAUCUCCUGUGGUAUGAAGGCAACGUUUAGCUACGGAUAUUUUGUGUGAGCAAGGACUUGGACUGCUUUUGUAAGCUCUACCUGAUGUUAGUAGAAUUAUUUGCUUAUUGUGCGAAAUGGUUUUGGAAGCAUGAUAAAGUGAGUCCCAUUUCAGUAUUUUUAACAUAUCACUUGUGAUGAUGUAUUUUGUUCUUAUCUUAUUAAGAAGCUUCUGGAAAUUGUUCUUAAAUGAACCUGAGAAAAUUAAUUGCUCGGUUUCAUCCUACCUGUCAUUUUAGUCUUACAGAAGAUAACUACUUCUAUCCUGUCAAAAUUAAGGCCCACAAAAAACUGCCCAACUACGUUUUAAUGGAACCAAAACUUUCUCUUAUGAGUGCUGAGCAUAAUUUAAUUGUAAGGUCAAACAGUAGAGGUGAACUUCACAUGCAUUAAAAAAAACCCCAAAGCCUGAACAAAACAGGUCUAAACAAGGCAGGAAUCAGUUGUGUUACCUGUAAAGGAAGGCUUAAAUGCAUGAAAUGGGACGUGUGUGCAAGUGACAAAAGAAGUGGGACUCCACAUCAAAAUACUACAGCAUGGUAGUGUAUUAUCAAGAAAGCCGGACUGUUUGUUAUAUCUGGAGUUCAAAAGCUGCUUCCAUAGAAAUUAACUCCAAUUGUGCAUGAACACUGAGAUUUAAUGGGAUGGUACUUGGAUGUUUACAAAUGUAGUAAGUAGUUUACUACCACUUUUUAUUGUAGCUUAAUCCUUCACAGUUAGUGCUUUGCUUGUGUUCUGAAUGUGCCUUGCGUAACUGGGGAGGUAUAAGGAAACAAAACUAUUUACUAAUCAAUUUAAGCUUUAAAACUAGAUAAACUUCUAUACUAGUAUCAAUAUAAUUUAAGCACUUUAUUGUACAUGUCCUCUGCACUCUGAAAAGUCUUACUGUCCAACAGAUUUCAACUUCUUCCUUCAUUAUCUGUCCACUGUUAAAUUAAGGUCAAUGUACUGUAUUCAAACUUGCACAAAGGCGAGAAACAUGACAGAUCUCUUAAAAUUCUCAUUGAGAAUUAUGAAAGAACCCAUUUUUAAAGGGAUAUGUUAGGUGGUAUAGUUCUAAUUCAGGCUUGGCUCUGCUGUAUUUAAUUGUAAACUGCAAAUUACCUUUUUUUAUGCUUAGUUGUAUUGUUUACCAGUAAGGCUUGGAUUAAACAAAACCACAAAUCAUACGGCCAUUUUUGGAAGCUUCAAAUUCUGUUCAGCGUGAUGUCUGACACCCUUUUAUUGAAGUAGAAGUAGGCCAGAUCUAAUAUGUUAAUUAGGAAAAGCAGUCUUUGUUUUCCAUAAAUCCAUAGUAGAGUUAUUAACCUAAUAUUUAUUUGUGGUUUUAUAGUAAGUUUAAGAUAUUAAAUCUUGAGUACUGUUAUUGAGUAUGAUGAAUAGAAGCUAUUUCUCAGUUACGGUACUUAAAGACUUUUAUUUCCUACUGUUAACUGUAAUCUCUUUCAAGUGUUUCAGUGGGUAUAAGAAUUAAUACAAAGAUGACAUUUUAGCUGCUGUUAACACAAGUGUGGUAUUAUGUAUGUCUGUCCUCUAUAGGAAUCUUAAACGGAAACUACAUAACUGCUAGUAUACAUUUCUCUCUCAGAAAAUUAGUUUCCUUUCCUGUUAUGUAACUAAUUUGAACUAAAAAAUAAUCCUGCUAGCCAAAAGAUGUAUAAAAUUUGAAUACAUUUGUUCCUUUCCGUACUCUUUAACACUGCUAUGCGUGUUGACAAAUCUAUUAAAGCCAGUAGAAAUUAGACAGUAGCUUACUUAGGUUUACUUGGAAAAAUAAGCAUCGUUUGAAGAAAACAAAACUUUACAAAGCAUUGUACAGCUACUUAGACGAGUCUUGAGGGAAUAGCUCAGAUUUGUAUGUUAUGUUAAAAGACACAGCUAACUGCCGUAGAUGAGAUGUUUGUUUACUAGAAACCAAAUAUUUUCUUGCCUGAGCAGAUAUUUUAAAUAGGAGGGACGUUUACAUGGAAAUCAAGCUUUUAGUAAAACUGUAUUCUAGUAAUUUAUUAUGAGUCAGCUCUUUGAAGAAAUUCUGUAAUUUAUGCAUAUUCUAAGUGGAAUGUAGCCUUCCUAUUUAGAGGUAGUAUCUGCUUUUUUGUAAACUGUGCUAUAAGAAUAUUGGGGACUCAUAUAGUAAACUGUUCAGGAUGUGUUGGUGGUUUCAUUGUGGCUUGGGUUUUUUUUAACUAUAUUUAAAUGCAAACCUCUCAGACAUUGAAUAAAUUCCUGUCUUCAGCUUGGAA
Colius striatus (speckled mousebird) is the source of this 4041-nucleotide messenger RNA. It is a transcript of the gene EEIG2, whose product is annotated as EEIG family member 2. The coding region runs from base 422 to 1606 and encodes 394 amino acids. The record is from RefSeq and is a predicted model, not a curated record. The transcript has 11 exons. NCBI's taxonomy places the organism in Eukaryota, Metazoa, Chordata, Aves, Coliiformes, Coliidae.